This is a messenger RNA of Bubalus bubalis (water buffalo), 5889 nucleotides long. It is a transcript of the gene EXOG, whose product is annotated as exo/endonuclease G. The record is from RefSeq and is a predicted model, not a curated record. Bases 4 to 1203 code for a protein of 399 amino acids. Gene Ontology annotation, cellular component: mitochondrial inner membrane; nucleus. The transcript is spliced from 6 exons. Gene Ontology annotation, biological process: apoptotic DNA fragmentation. Gene Ontology annotation, molecular function: single-stranded DNA endonuclease activity; metal ion binding; 5'-3' exonuclease activity. Lineage: Eukaryota; Metazoa; Chordata; Mammalia; Artiodactyla; Bovidae.
CGCAUGCGCGUCUGGGCCCCGUGGUUGCGAUUGGCUUUAAAGCGGCCGACCUGGAUCGUGCAUGCGCUGCGGCAAAAGGCUAGCGUCUCGGGCAACAUGGCUGCUAAAAGUUUUGCUUCCCGUCUCCGUGGGUCCCGACGCUUUUUGAGUGGCUUCGUGGCCGGAGCUGUCGCGGGCGCUGCAAGCACUGGGCUUGUGGUCGUGCAGUUCCUCCGGAGUCGGGAUGCUGAGCCAGCGGUGGUGGUGAGGGAGCCGGACGGUUCUUCGGAAAAGGCUGUCUUGGAACAAUUUGGAUUCCCUUUAGCUGGAACAGAGACAAGGUGUUACACUAACCAUGCCUUGUCUUAUGAUCAAUCAAAGCGGGUGCCUAGAUGGGUUCUUGAACAUAUAUCCAAGAGCAAGAUAAUGGGUGCUGCAGACAGAAAACAUUGUAAAUUCAAGCCAGAUCCCAACAUCCCUCCAGCCUUCAGCGCCUUCAACGAGGACUAUAUUGGCAGUGGGUGGUCACGUGGCCACAUGGCUCCAGCAGGAGAUAACAAAUUCUCAACUAAAGCCAUGGCUGAAACCUUUUACCUCUCUAAUAUCGUGCCUCAGAAUUUUGAUAAUAAUGCUGGAUAUUGGAACAGAAUAGAAAUGUACUGUCGAGAACUGACAGAGAGGUUUGAGGAUGUUUGGAUAGUAUCUGGACCGCUGACCUUACCUCAGACUGGAAGUGAUGGAAAGAAAACAGUUAGUUACCAGGUGAUCGGCGAGGACAAUGUGGCAGUGCCCUCCCACCUGUACAAGGUGAUCCUGGCACGCAGAAGCGCGGGGUCUGCUGAGCCCCUGGCCCUCGGGGCCUUCGUGGUGCCCAACAAGGCCAUUGGCUUCCAGCCGCAAUUGAGUGAGUUCCAGGUGAGCCUGCAGGACCUGGAGAAGCUGUCGGGACUGGUGUUUUUCCCACAUCUGGAUAGAACUAGUGACAUCAGGAACAUCUGCUCAGUGGACACCUGUAAGCUCCUGGACUUCCGGGAGUUCACCCUGUACCUGAGCACAAGAAAGGUUGAGGGGGCCCGAUCAGUAGUCAGACUGGAAAAGGUCAUGGAAAACCUUCGGAACGCGGGCAUCGAGCCCGACGAGUACUUCGUGACUCGCUACGAGAAGAAACUGGAAGAACUCCGAGCUCAGGAGCAGUCGGGCGUCCUGGAGGAAAAGCCCUCGUAGUUCUCGUCUCAGAAGCGUGAACGUAAGGAAGUGGGUGUGGCCUCUUCGGGAUACUGUGUUUUAGCGACUCUGUUCUUAAAAUGGUGGAAUCCUAAAUUUCAGACCAAAUUUCUCCCCAAAAGGUGAAAGAUGUCAGAUUUUUCAGUUGGUGUAGUGUUUGACACGGGAAGUGAUUCUAUAAGGAAACUGUUAGCACCUGCCGAUCAUGGGCUGGUCCUGUGUCAGGCUAACAGGAGGGCUGUGUCUGCCGAUGUGUCCCUUCGGAGGUAUUAGAUGUGAAGGUGUUAAAUUUUGUCUCCAAAUUGUACCAUGUCUUUGUAUCUGCUCAGCCUUCUUGGAGCGCAGCAUUAUUUAUAUGUUUUCUUUAAGACAUGGGUUGGUCUAACACCUCUAUGCAUUAUCCUGGCCACAUGCAUUGUAUAUUUCUUUCUCGUUGCUCCUCUCGUGGACCCGCUGUUUCUCCUCUUCUGCCAUGUAGAAGCCCCCAGCACCUGCAUUUUCUGCUCACUUAGUGGGUCGUGUAUACAAAGCUCAUUGCUUUCCACGUAUUAUCCUCAACUACCCUCUGAGGGAAACGGCACUGUCCUCAUCUUACCCAUGAGGAAGCUGAGGCUUGGAGAGCUUAACUGUUUUGGCCAAAGCUCAUCUUCUCAAAGAAGUAAUCCACGAGGAAAGAAGCACCCCACGUGGGGUAUGUUGAAAUCAUCUCUGACACAGAGGCUUUGACUCAGAAAGACGUUCUUCCAUGGGCGUCUGUGAGCCUGGGGCCCGCUUGGUGAGAGCGUCUGGUUUCUUGUCUGCCGUCCAGCCAGAGACUUGAAUGUCCUCUGACUUGAACCCUCCUUAGUUCUUUGGGAAGAAAUAGUCACAGUGAUUAAAUGGAGAGGUCAGUGCUUUCUGGGGUUUAUCAGAGCCCUACUUGCCUUCAGAAAUGCGGUUCUUCUGGUGACUGGCUGGUGCCAAAUCCAUGGGUUUGUUGCUUUCCAGAUGGGCCUUUUGUCCCAGAGGUUGAGGAACCUAAGAAGGGUCUGUGCCCGCAGAGUCACCAACUUGUGACCUGCUCACCUUCGUCUUGCUUGUCUACGUGGAUGGCAGCGGGCAGGUGGUUGGGCCAAAGACCCGAAGACAGCCAGCUCUAGGGGAGGCAGUGGCUGUGUUUCUGAGCCAGGUCUCCAGUUUGGGAUUUGCGUGGGAUCCUCGCAUGGGCUGUCGUAAGCGUAGGCAGUAAACUGUCUUAAAAUAUCAUACAGGCACUUGUCUGACUGUCCCAUCACUGCUGCCUUUCCAAGUGGUGUUACCAGAACAAUUUUCGUGGUGUUGAUGUGUUUAUCUCUAGCAGAAAUGCCAAGACGUUAAGAUAAAGGCACGAGGGAUUUCCCUGGUGGUUGAGAGGUUAAGGAUCUGCCUGCCAGUGCAGGGGACAUGAGCUCAAUCCCUGAUCUUGGAAGAUCCCACGUGCCACGGAGCAGCUAGGCCUGUGCACGCCACAGCACGAGCCUGAGCGCCUAGAGCCCGAGCUCUGCAAGGAGAGGCCCCCGCAGCGAGCAGCCUGCAUACGGCAACGAAGAGCAGCCCCCUCUCACCGCAGCAAAGGCUCAGCACAGCCCAAAAUAAAUAAAAUUACAUUAAAGGAAAAGAUAAAGAUAAGAUGGUAAUGGUAGAUCUUGUUCUGCUUUAUUUGGGUCAAAAAGAAAGAAGUUGGGAGGGAGGGUCAGAAUGCCCCAGCCUGAUAAAUACCAGCCUCUCUUAACAUACUGUUCCCCGUUAGCUUGUGCCUGUCUUUUUCUUCUCAGGGAGAAAAAGCCAAAAUGUCACUGUGAAACCAAAAAAAAAAAAAAAUGUUACUUUCUCUCAUCGGAGAGGUGAUAGGAGCUGGGUGUUUCUCCAGGAGCCUGAGGGCGGCUCUGGGGCAGAGGUCCUGCUGCCCGUCUUCAGGGGCGAGCCCCCAUCCGAUGUCCCCGGGCCCCCGCGGGCAUUUCCAUCAGACAUGGCGUUAUUCCCAUGCCAUUCUCGCUCCUGUGUCUUCACCUGGAUGGUAGAGAAUCUUGAUUUUUAGAUCCGUCAAAUGUUCUAACGCAUUUUAGAACAUAAUUAGAAAAUGUUAGAAAUUUUCUAAUUAGAAAAUUAGUGAUUAGAAAACGUGUUAGAAACUGCUACCUGGUUGUUGUGGAAGAUAGAGAUAGCUACUCAUACUAUAUAUAUAUAUAUAUAAAUAAAUGUGCUGUUUCCCAGUCCUCAUUAUUGUAUAUAAAAGUUGUGUGGGUAUACCACAAGUGAUGCUUGAAUUGUCGUCUCCACGCUUCCAUUAACAGUCCCUCCAAGACAGACUUUGAAACGUAAGCACUGUGUAGAUAGAGCUCAGGACGUUCCUCUGAAUCAGAUCACUUCUGCCUCACCCCCCCACCCCCCGGGACUCUGAGAACUGGGGCUCAGACGCAGCAGAGCCCUAGGCCAGGAGUAUCCACCUCACUACUGCCCUGAGCCGAUCCCCGUCCAGCCCUCCUCGGUCCUGUGAGGUUUUGGGCUCCUGUACCUGGGACUCUGCCUUCCGCCCCGAUACACCCAGGGAGCCCCUGGUGCUGCCGGGCAGAAGGACCAGGCUGGGGGCUCUGCUGCUGAGAGUACCCCUGGGGGUGAGGGGCUCCCUACUCUCUCCACUCACAGUGACAUCUUUAUUUCGAGGCUUCAGGCUCUCUGGUCUGUGCACUGAGACUGUGUCACCAGUAUCGUGUGGGACGGGGACCUCACACAAGUGGCCACGGUAGGAUGGGCAUGCGAGCCCCUUAAACCCCUGCCAGGGCUUCUGGCCUCGGGCCUCGGUCUUCCAACUGGAAACCUCCGUCCGUCCUUCAGGACUUAGACUGGAGCCCAGCAGGAGAGGCAGUGUGAUCUGGAGGGAGCGGCUUCCUGCGGGGCCGGGUGCAGCCUGCAGCCCUGCUCUAGGGGUGGCCGUGAGUGCCCGCGGGCUCCCUGGCCUCAUCCUCCUGAGCCCCUGUCACUGGUGUCAGCAUGACGCACCUCGAAUUUCCCGCAGCGCCCGUCCCCACCCAGGGCCUGCUGUUGUGUUGCCUGCUCACGCCCCCGUCCACCUUGUCUGCCCUUCCCCUUCAUGGGCCCCUGGUCUCCUCCUCGAACCUCUGAUUCAUUCUGGUGGAGCUGGUGAGGGGUGGCCUCGUAUCAGCUGUGAACUCUUGCUCUUGCCUGCCUCUAAGCCCGCUAUGCUGGAUGUUGUCAUGGAGAUGACCCAUCACAGGAUACCAUAGGCCCCCCACCUCUAGGAACCGACCCUUAGGUCACAGAGCUGACCAGAGGCACUGCACUCUGUAUAAUUUGGGGCAAGGGAGAUUGGAUGCUUGGUUGGUGGGGCUUCUUUUUCGUGUCCUCAACUUCACUGGUCUGCCCUGAAACCACAGUACCUUUAGGGAUCACUGUGACGUAAUGCAUUUGAGUUAAUUUCAGGCCUUCAGAGAAGGUGCAAGUACAGUGAAUGUCCUCUCCCUCGAUACUGUGUCUUAUUUGCAUUCUUUUCUUGAACCAUUUAAAAUUGUACUAAAAAAAUAAGUUGUAGACACAGGACUUUGUCUUUUUUAAUUGAAGCAUAGUUGAUUUACAGUGUUGCAUUAAUUUGUACCAUACAGCUGAGUAAUUCAGUUACAUAUAUAUAUACACAUUCUAUUAUAGUUCAUCAUAGAUACUUAAUACAGUUCUCUGUGCUAUGCGGUAGGACUGUUUAUCCAUUUUGUAUAUAAUAGCUUACAUCUGCUAACCCCAGCCUCCUCCCCGCUGGCAGCCACAGGUCUGUUCCCCACGGCCGUGAGUCUGUUUCUGUCUGAUAGGCUUUUUUGUGUUGCAUUUUCAAUUCCACUUACAAAUGAUCUCAUGUGGUGUUUUCUCAUUCUGAUGUAUUUCACUUAGUAUAAUGAUCUCUGGUUGCAUCCAUGGUGCUGCUCGUGGCAUUAUUUUGUUCUUUUUUUAUGACUGAGCAGUACUCUGUUGGAUACAUGCACCACAUCUUCUUUACCCCUUGCUCUGCUGAUGGACAUGUAGGUUGCUUCUGUGUCUUGGCUGUUGUGAACAGUGCUGAAUGGAACACUGGGGUGCGUGUAUCGUUUCAAAGUUUGGUUUUCUCUGGUAUGGUGUGCCUUUGGUUUUGCCAGCGAGUGUUUGACACACAUGGCAAGCGCGUCUUCAUUUUGAUUCCAUCUGACAGCCUCGGGAACAUUCUGGCAGACUGGGCAAUCUAUGAACCUGCAAAUAAGGGAAAGAGGACUAACACCAUGUGGUCACAUGUGGUCACGGUAUUCUUUAGGUGGAGAAAAUGGGUUGAAACUGUUUUUAAAUUCCAAAACCGAUCCUUUUUGCAUGUACAAUUAGAGAAAACUGGCUUGAUAAAAAUACUUUUUUUCAGAACACUGACCCUGAGAGAACAAAAAUAUUCUUAGCAGAAAACUUGAAGUAAACUCUUGCCAUGCUCUUCAAGUACAAACACAGCCCACUUUGCCUGGGACUUCAGCCUUGAGUUUUAAUUAGUAGAACUUCAAGUCAAAGGGGGGAAUAAAGGAGGGAAGAAAAAGAUCCUUUUAAAAUCAAACGUGCAAAUUUGACUAUUGUGACUGUUAUUCAUAAACUGAUAAAUUUAAGUGCAGUGACUGAGUCAAGAAAUACAAAAAGAUUUUUUAAAAAUGA